Molecule: messenger RNA, 864 nt
Organism: Aspergillus homomorphus CBS 101889
Lineage: Eukaryota; Fungi; Ascomycota; Eurotiomycetes; Eurotiales; Aspergillaceae
Exons: 3
Coding region: 1-864 (287 amino acids)
Source: RefSeq, a predicted model, not a curated record
AUGACGGGAUGUACCGAAACACUUUCUGAAGCAGUUCCGACUGAGCCAGUGUCCGAGACUGAAGACAUCAAAAACAACUAUUGUUACUUGGGUCCCAAGAGGAAGCAUGAAGGUGAAGGGUUUCUUCGCGAUACCAGGACCAGGGUCGGCAAGUCGAGCUUUGCUGACACAGACGAAGAGGUGUCAAGCUCCUACCCAUCUUCAGCUUUCUCCAACGCUGUCUCUUCGCACUUCAAUUUUCGUGCGUCGGUCGUGGGGUUUUACCCUUCACGCCUUGUUCUGCUCAGGAACCCUUCGGUCCAGCUCAUACCCGAACCAAUCGAUUUGAAGAGGAUCGCUCCAGAAACCGCAUCAGGCGAAGACGAAAAGCUACCGUUGCUAUCACAGGCGAGACGUGAAGAAUUGAUAUCAUACUUCGUGAAUUGUGCGAUCGAAAUGACCUGUCAAGAAAGGGAACCGGAAUACAUCACGGGGUUGUGGCUUUCUGACUUUUUGUGCUUUAUCGACACUUGGAACCCAGAAACAAAGGUUCGGAGCACCGUGAAAUCACGGAUGCUACUGUGUUUCAACUGGAUGUAUGAUCUGAUGUCGCUGGAUGCACGUAACAGAAUUGUCAACCAACCACGUGGCACAUCCAGCAGGAACGUCCAGUUGUCUGCUCUUUAUACGAAAUUAGGGGUAUUUUCACUGCAAUGGACCUUUGGACAGGACAAGAAAAAAUAUUCGACCGAUUUCUAUCUCGUGAGGGACCUUGACUUCGAUUUCAUCAUCGGCUGGCCUUCGAUGCGGAGACUGGAGCUGUACAGAGGAAAUCCUCUAAUCGCGUGGAGGCUAAGCCCAACUCGUCAACCCAGUGUGAAUUAG